Molecule: messenger RNA, 2130 nt
Organism: Aureobasidium melanogenum CBS 110374
Lineage: Eukaryota; Fungi; Ascomycota; Dothideomycetes; Dothideales; Saccotheciaceae
Product: ATP-dependent metallopeptidase Hfl
Exons: 1
Coding region: 1-2130 (709 amino acids)
Biological process (GO): mitochondrion organization; protein quality control for misfolded or incompletely synthesized proteins
Cellular component (GO): mitochondrial inner membrane
Molecular function (GO): ATP hydrolysis activity; ATP binding; ATP-dependent peptidase activity
Source: RefSeq, a predicted model, not a curated record
AUGCUGACCGCCGCAGUGCUGCGCACCCAACCCUACUCUUCGUUUGCCUCAUACCGCCCUUCGUUUGCAGCAGUCUCCCGCACGCCACUCUCGCAUGUUCAGUCCAUCUCUCGUCAAACCCGUUCCGCCAGCAGCGUCUCGCAUAACUUGCUUGCCAGUCUGGAGAAGACGGCCAACAACAACCCCCAAAGCGCUACUGCCCAAAACGCCUUCUACUCUGCUCUACUCCGCGCCGGUCACCACGAUAUCCUAGUUGAGCGCUAUGAUUCUGGUCGUUAUGCUACAAGUCCCUCUGUCGAUGCCCUCUACUCGCGUGCCAUAGAAAAAGUCGGUCAAUCAGAAUCCGGUGGUUCUCACUCUGACGAAACUGCUCAAGCUGCCGGCCAGGCUGUUGCUGCCACUGGUCGUGGUGGCAACAUCUCCGUCUCCCGUAAAGGCAGCGGUCUUAAGAAAGAACCCCUUUACGUUGUUGUCGACGAGUCACUGGGCUCCACUAUUUUCAAAUGGGUCAAAUUCUUGAUGGUCUUUGGUGUCACCUGCUACCUCUCUCUGGUCCUUCUUACUCUCUUCAUCGAUGCGACCAGCGUCAUUAAGAAGGUUGGCGGAGCUCAAGACGCUCAGGCUAAGCCAGAAAUGCAAAAGACUCGCUUCUCCGACGUUCACGGCUGCGACGAGGCAAAAGAAGAACUCCAGGAACUCGUCGAAUUCCUCAAGGCUCCUGAUAAGUUCUCGACUCUCGGUGGAAAGCUGCCCAAGGGUGUUCUUCUCACUGGCCCUCCCGGUACUGGUAAAACUCUCCUUGCUCGCGCUGUCGCUGGCGAGGCUGGUGUUCCCUUCUUCUACAUGUCUGGUUCUGAAUUUGACGAGGUUUACGUUGGUGUCGGUGCGAAGCGCGUUCGCGACUUGUUCACCCAGGCCCGUGGAAAGUCGCCCGCUAUCAUCUUCAUUGACGAACUUGAUGCUAUUGGCAGCAAGCGUCACGAACGUGAUGCCGCGUACGCAAAGCAAACCCUGAACCAACUCCUUACUGAGCUCGACGGUUUCGAUCAAGAUACGGGAGUCAUUAUCAUCGGUGCCACUAACUUCCCUCAGUCUCUCGACAAGGCUUUGACCAGACCUGGACGUUUCGACCGCAAUGUUGUUGUUGGCCUGCCCGACGUUCGUGGCCGCAUCAGCAUUCUCAAGCAUCAUCUCAAAAACAUUCGUGUCGAUGGCGAGGUUGACGCUUCUGUUCUUGCCCGUGGUACUCCUGGCUUCAGUGGUGCCGAACUCGAAAACAUCGUCAACCAGGCUGCCGUCCGCGCAUCCAAGAACAAGGCCAAGCGUGUGACUAUGGACGAUCUGACCUGGGCCAAGGACAAGGUUCUCAUGGGUGCCGAACGUCGUUCUGCUGUCAUUCAACAAAAAGACAAGGUCAUGACUGCAUACCACGAAGGUGGUCACGCUCUUGUUGCUAUGCUCACAAAGGAAACCACCCCUCUCUACAAGGCUACUAUCAUGCCUCGUGGCCACGCUCUUGGUCUUACUCAAAUGCUUCCCGAACUUGACAAGGUGUCAGAAACCAGAGCAGAAAUGAUGGCUCAAAUUGAUGUCUGCAUGGGUGGCAAGGUUGCUGAGGAACUAAUCUACGGACCUGAUCAAGUUACCACUGGCGCAUCUUCUGAUAUCCAGAAUGCCACUCGUAUCGCCCACAUGAUGGUGACACAAGCUGGUAUGUCUGAGAAGCUCGGCAACGUGGACCUGAAUAGCGACUACGCUCGUCUUUCAUCCGAAACGAAGCAACUCAUAGAAAGCGAAGUCCGCAGACUCGUAGAAGAAGGUCGCGAACGCGCCACAAAACUCCUCAACGACAAUCGCGAAGGACUUGAACGUUUGGCAAACGCGCUCGUCAAAUAUGAGACUUUGAACAAAGAAGAGAUGGAAGCAGCUGUGCGGGGAGAGGAACUGUCACCGAAGAAGCCAAUGGCGGAUCCAGAUGUUCCUGUUAAGAACGUUCCGGAGUUCCCUCUUCCUCCCACUUUCGGUGUGCCACCUUCAAUAGGUAGCGGCAGUGGUCCAGGUGGUGUUCCCAGUCCUCGACCUGCUGGUGGUAAUGAAGACGGGCCUUCUCCUUAUCCCAGUGGUCCUUAG